Molecule: messenger RNA, 1872 nt
Organism: Ceraceosorus guamensis
Lineage: Eukaryota; Fungi; Basidiomycota; Exobasidiomycetes; Ceraceosorales; Ceraceosoraceae
Product: WLM-domain-containing protein
Exons: 5
Coding region: 214-1827 (537 amino acids)
Source: RefSeq, a predicted model, not a curated record
CGCGUCCUCCCAUUCGCCCUCACAGUCACGACACGGAUCAGGCCAGCGAUAUUCGCCUGUCCCUUCGGCAAGCCCAUCAGACAGUCCAGAGUGAGAGAGCUUGACACUCGACUAAACGCUGCCCCAUUGCUCCAGCGAGCGAGAGACGCAACUACUGCCAGGGCGGGCCACACGUCUUCAGCAUCUAUCGCUCACUUCUUCUCAUGUUUGAGGAUGCCCGAGCCAAGCAGAUUGUUCGGCAAGCGAGCCACCGAAGCUGGCAGAGCAACCAUCCAUACACGUCUGAAUGAUCCAGACACGCAACGCAACCCUUACAUCAACUUUGUAGAAGCGCUGCCUCAAACAGAUGGCUCGGAACACGAAGCGUUGGAAAGGCUACAGAACGUGUGCGCAAUGUUGAAGCCGCUGAUGAGAGAGCACAGUUUCAAGGUGAAUACGCUGCAAGAGCAUGAACCCAACAAGGAGUUCCUGGGAAGAUGUUGGAACAACGGAGAAGUCAUAGAGUUGGUGCUGAGACGCAUGGACGAUCCCAGACAUUUCUUGUCCUUGCAAUUCGUUUGCAUGGUCUUCUGCCACGAAUUGGCACACAUACACCACAUGAACCACGCUGCGGGUCACACCAAGCUCACCAAGGACUUGUGCACUAGCGUUCGUAAACUCCAGUCCGAGGGGUAUACUGGGGACGGAUUUUGGUCAGCUGGUCAACGAGUUGCUGAUGCUACUUGCGUCGAGGGCAUCAGCCAGCUGCAGCCGGGUUGUCGACUUCCUCAAGCACUUUGCGGAGGUGCGAGUAGGCGGAGCGCUAGCGGAAGUGCGGGUCGUAAACGUGUGAGACAAAGCGUUGGAGGAAGAUCAAGCAGAGGCUUUAAAGGACCUUCGGAGCAUACGGGCGCUCAGACUGCUCGCAACCUGGACCCUAGCAGUGGCAAAAGCACACGGAGGAAUGCGCGCGAAAUGCCUGGUGGAGGAGGUCGCGUGGAUGGACGGGACUGGCUGCCUACAGCGAGCGCGAAAAACGACGACUACAAGAAGGAUCGCAAUUCCACGUUUCGUAAGCAAGCAAACAGCAAGUCUGCUCGCGACUUGAGAGCGGAAGCGACUGAGCGACGUUUGCGCGAGCUGGGUGGAGCAGCUUCUGCGAUCGCUGGGCCGAGCACGCUCUCUGCGAGGCGAUUUAGAGGUGUCGCAUCGGAGAGCGAAACGGAGGAUGAGAAGCCAGAGAUUAAACCUCCUCCUCGCGUUCAGAGCGCGGUGAGCCAUGUCGAUGCGGCGGCUACUCGUUUGGGUACGGGCGCAUCGAAAGGCUCGCAGCAGCUCACUUCGCAAGAGAGAAACUCUAGGCUAGCUCAGAUCUUGAACAAAGAGCGCAGCUGGCAAAAAGCGGAUUCCAUGUCCGCAAGCGCGUCGGCGCCGCUGCCUGUGCGAGUUCAGACGUCCAAAGAGAAGCUAGCUACUGUAGCGCGGCCGCCGGCUAAGCCGCUCGAGAGAGCCAAAGGUUCCAGAGCUCCGGCGCAUCAAUUAGGUAGCGGAGCAACCUGGGGCGAUUUACACCGAGCUGCGCACACGUCGAACGCUACGCUUACUCAAGGCCAAAGAUCAGGCGUAAAGGACUGGAUCGAGAGGCAUGCUGCCUCUGAAGGGAAUAUCGCAGGCCAGACCAGAAGCGCAGAUCCUUCUACCAUUGAUCUGACAGACGACAUGGACGAUCAAACGUCUGCUGCCUCGCCAAAGUGGACUUGUAAAGUGUGCACCCUUAUCAAUCAGCCUACGCUUUUCAGGUGCGCAGCUUGCAAUACUGGCAAAGGCAGCUCGAUUCUUGGAGAAUGACGCCCGCCUAUCAAGACUCACGAUCAUACCAAGUCAGCUGCAGCA